AUGGCAGGUUCAAGUGUAAUAGACGAUGAAGAAUCAUCUUAUGAUGACUUAACAAAUUUUACUACUGAUAUUACUGAAGAAGUAACAACAAAUUAUCAUGAAACAUCAUUUUUAUCUCCAUUUACAACAAAUAUGAGUUCACCAUUAAGUUUUGAAUCUGUUUAUCGAUCAUAUCAAACAGAUACUCAAUCAUAUGAUAAUACUCCAUUAGAAUCACUUAUUGAUUGUAAUCAAUCUGAUUUAGUAAAUCUUGAUAACUUUUCAUAUGAUAUAAAUACAGAAGACCAGCAAACGAUAAAUGAUAAUUCUGAUGUAGUACCAACAACAGAUUCAAUACUUGCACAAGCACUUCCAGAAUCACUUGCAACACCAUCAGGAUGGUAUAGUGAAUUACUUGAUUCAUUGUUGCCUAUUUCAGAUGAAAUGAAAACAAGUUUAAACAUUAAUAAUAAUAAUAAUAAUAAUAAUGAUCCAAAUUUUAUUGAAGAAAAUCAAGAAUAUCAAACUUUAUAUACAAUGGAUGCUCCUCCUAUAAUUUUCUCUUCGAAUGAGGAAUAUAAUCGAACAGUUAAUGAAAUAUCAUCAUCACCUAUACUUCAAUCAACAAAUAUCAGAACAAACAGUACUAGUGAAUAUAGUAAUCUACCAUUUGACUAUUGUACAAAUGGCGAAGCAAAACUAAAUUUAAUAAAUCCUCAACAAAUUUCAUUAGCAAAUACAAAAGAAAAAGAAGCACCAUCACCACCACCGAUUGUUAUUCGUAAAAAUGAGCCAAAUAAUACUGUUACAUAUAAACAAAAUGUUUCUGUACGUUAUUUACAACCACCUACACCACCACCACAUGGACCGAUUAUUAUUCGUGAAGUUUGUCGACCUUCAUCACCACCAGAACCACCUAUUAAAAUUCGACAAGUACCACCACCUCCGCCCACACCACCACCAUGUGUAAUCCGAACAAGACCUCCUCCACCUCCAGCUCGACUUUCUCCAAAAAUAAUCGAAAAAAUAUUACCACCACCACCUCGUCCACCACGUCGUAUGAUUGUCGAACGUUUUCAAGAAUGUCCACCUAAACCAGCUGAUGUUAUCAUUGAACGUUGGUUACCUUAUAAACGAACUGAUCGACGACAAAUUUUUUAUCAACGAGCACCACAAACUAAUACACAAGCACGAGAACCGAAUAUACUUAUUCUACAUGAAAAACCACAAGCACGUAUUAAAAAGGAAUUUAUUAAUGAAGGAGUUGUUAAAGUCGAUCCUCAAUCUUAUAUUCAACGUUAUGGAGCUGAACUUGAUUCACCACAAGCAAAAUCACAGUUUGCUAGUUUAAUUGGUGAAGCAACUCGUGUUCUACCACCACCUCAACCAACUGUCUCACCAGCUGGUCAACAUAGUCUUCCUCAAUCUCCUACUUCUUAUCCACAUGGAUAUCAAUCAUCUCCAUCUGCUUCUGUUUUAAAUGUUUGGGAUAAAAUAAAAUCAUCCUCGCCUAUAUCUCAUCCAGGAUCAUAUCCUGCUGAUGAAUAUUCAAAAUUUGACUCAUCUUAUCGUUAUUCUCCACAAUUUCCUGAUAGAACGCAAGAAGGAGGCAUGAAAAGCAUGGUCGAUGUAACAUCUUUAUGGAGUCAGCAAUAUAAUUUACCACAGUCUGAUACUCAUCUUUCAUCUUAUCAAUAUUCAUCACCAUCAUCAUCUCUUCCUACGAAAACAAUUCAAGUGAAUUCUGACGAUGAACUUCAACAUGUUCUUUCUGAUUUAACACAUGGUCAGGUACCAACACCAUUUCGUUCAUAUUAG
This is a messenger RNA of Rotaria sp. Silwood1, 1797 nucleotides long. Lineage: Eukaryota; Metazoa; Rotifera; Eurotatoria; Philodinida; Philodinidae. The record is from the annotation of a GenBank genome assembly.